Messenger RNA from Lotus japonicus, 1456 nucleotides. RefSeq lists its product as uncharacterized. Lineage: Eukaryota; Viridiplantae; Streptophyta; Magnoliopsida; Fabales; Fabaceae. The record is from RefSeq and is a predicted model, not a curated record. The coding region runs from base 430 to 1038 and encodes 202 amino acids. The transcript is spliced from 2 exons.
AAAUAUGAGAUUACGAUACAAUCCGAACCACUAAAUAGAGAGUGCUAGUAUUUAUUAUUUCAUGAAUAUUAAGUUCCAUUUAUUCAACAAUUAGAUGAAAAUUCAUAUUAAUUAGCUCAAGUGCAUUAACUUUACUUUGACCAAUUAAAUAUACGUAAUUCAAUACACUUACUAUUCAACCACAUAAAAUUUCAUUUCAAACAAAAAAAAAACCCACAUAAAAUGUUCUCUUUCUUUCACCAAAUGUAGCUAUUUUCUCCUCUCUAUUUAUUUUCACCUGACUCUUUUUGCCCCCUUACUUCUUUCCCCUGUUCUCUAGCACAUUGUAAAAGGCUUCACCAAUCAGCUAAUGGAGUUAGACAGCAAACAGUGAGGACUCACCUUUUCCCUCAAUAGUCAAAAUCCAUAGACCUGCCCUCCUUACCUAUUAUGAUCAGAUUUAAGGGACAGCAAGAAGAAGAGAAUCAUAUUCACAUGGAUGAGAAGAAAAACAACAACUCAUCUCGAGUUUCACGGAGCAAAGCAGCGAAGAAGGCGAAUGAGGGUAGUUGCGGCAGAGGAGAACAAGGAGUAGGACCCACCACCACCACCAGCACCCGGUUCGCCACCGUGGAUGACGGAGGAGAGGAUUUGAUAGAGUGCUCCGGGAAGUUUUGCCGGUCGUGCACGGCGGGGAUGGUAGCCGACUGCGUGGCACUCUGCUGCUGCCCCUGUGCGGUGGUGCACUGUUUUUCCCUGGCGUUUGUGAAGGCGCCGUGGGUGGUUGGAAGGAGGUGUUUGGGUUUGGGGAAGAAGAACAAGAACAAGAACAAGGGGAAGAGGAAAUGCAAGAAGGGGCAUCAUCAUGGGGGUAAUGUUGGUGAUGAUGUUGUGUUGGAGAGGGACAGCAGAGAAGGGGUUUCAACUUCUAGUGUUUCUUCUAGCUUUGGUGUGGAAAAUGUCACUGUCAAUGCUGCCUUUGAAGCAGAGAAGGUUUGGCUUGAGCUCUAUCAGAUUGGUCAUUUGGAUUUUGGGAGGGUUUCUUUCUCAGGUGAUUGAGUUCAAUUCAUUGCAUGUAUGAUGAUUGAUGGAUUUAUGUACACAAUUGAUUCUGAAGUCAAAAUUAAUUUUCAGGAGAAGUUUCUCUGAGUGAGUUGCUUAUGUGUGUUAGACUAGAUCGUAUCGAAAGAGAAGCUAAUCCAAAUGAGCUAUAGAUAGAUUAGUAGUAGGUAUAGGUGGAGUUUAGGUUGAUUUGCAAUUCAGCCUAUUCUCUGUCUUCUUACUGCUUUUGCAUAAUUUUUUCCUGGAAUUAAGGUCUCUCUCUUUUGCUUUGACCCUUAAUUUGUUAAUACAUUGUUGUUUUUAUUUUGUUCUAUGUAAUAUGGAUCUUCAGAGAAAACUGACUACAUAUGUAAUACCCAAAUUAAGAUUGUAAUUGGGAUGUGGUCCAAUGAAAGUACGAAAGUUGGAGUUAGAA